Messenger RNA from Cydia splendana, 2365 nucleotides. RefSeq names its product spermidine synthase (gene SpdS). The transcript is spliced from 4 exons. The coding region runs from base 15 to 878 and encodes 287 amino acids. Gene Ontology annotation, molecular function: catalytic activity. The record is from RefSeq and is a predicted model, not a curated record. NCBI's taxonomy places the organism in Eukaryota, Metazoa, Arthropoda, Insecta, Lepidoptera, Tortricidae.
AGAUAAUUCUCGUAAUGGACUCUCUUAAAAAGAACUGGUUUACUGAGGCAUGCGAAUUAUGGCCUGGAGGCACGUUUUCGUUCGAAGUGAAGGAGGUGCUUUGUGAUGAGAAAUCUGAAUACCAACAUGUUCAAGUUUUUGAUACUACAAGUUUAGGUAAAGUUUUGGUACUGGAUGGAAUCAUACAGUGUACUGAGAAAGACGAAUUUUCUUAUCAGGAGAUGAUAUCAUUCCUGCCUUUAUGUUGCCACAAAAAUCCUGAAAAAGUACUAAUUGUGGGUGGAGGUGAUGGUGGAGUAGCCAGAGAAGUGGCCAAGCAUCCUAAAGUGAAACAAAUUGUUCAGGUGGAAAUCGACGCAAAAGUAAUAGAAGUAUCAAAGAAACACCUCCCAUUCAUGGCCGUAGGCUUCGACAGUCCAAAGCUGACACUGCACGUCGGCGACGGGUUCGAGUUCAUGAAGCAGCACAGCGCAGAGUUCGACGUGAUCAUCACCGAUAGCAGCGACCCCGUCGGCCCGGCUGUCAGUCUGUUCCAGGAGAAUUACUUCAGCUUGAUGAAGAGUGCCUUGAGGGAGGGCGGGAUUGUGUGCUCGCAGGCGGGUACUAUUUGGAAUGAUUUGGAACUUGUCAGGAGUACACUAAGCCAUUGCAGAAAACAGUUCCCCUCAGCGGCCUACGCCUACGCGUCAGUACCGACCUACCCGUCCGGCCAGAUCGGGUUCGUGAUCGGCUCUCUCACCCCCAACGUGCGCUUCGACGUUCCCACCAUUACCUUUACAAAAGACGAGGAAGCUGCUAUGAAACUGAAGUACUAUAACUCGGAGGUGCACAAGGCUGCGUUCGUGCUGCCGACGUUUGUUAAAUAUCAGCUCGCGUAGGUACUUAUCUCAGAACUGGUCUAUAUAGUUAACGGUACAUUUAAGCAUAGAUAAUGUGUAUCAUUGUAAACAUGUGACACUUCAUAGUAAACAUUUUUUACUUAGUUAUGUUACAGGUGAAAUAUGGCAAUGAUAGUGCUCUUAACGCGAAAUACUCGCUAUGGCCAAAGUUAUGGUCAAAAUUAAUGUAAGUCAUGAGCAUAGUCUUGCAUAGUGUUGUAGUUUUCAAGUCAGUUUGAGAUUCUGUUGUCUAUUGUAUAAGAAACCGCAAACCGGAGGCGCCAUAAAAGGUUUAGAUGGCUAUUUAAAGUUUCUCUAUUAUACUCCUUAUGGCCCUAGGCAAUAUAGUCCUCAUCGAUUUCGACGACGGCGACCUCAGCAAUUACGGAUUACGCCUGUUAUGGGCCCGUUUGCAGGUGUUACAAUAGAGUUGGCCUUUUGUACCUGUCUUAUUAGCCCUUUGAACGCCACAGACGGCAAUUGACGUCAACGCAAAAUCGUGACAACGACGCCAAAGACGGCAUUAGACGUCGAUCGUUUUUUGAUGAAAAUCUACUGAAAUACACCCCACUUUUAGGUUGGCAUUAUUUAUUCACAAAACUAAAUUUUACCCCCGUGGCGUCAGUGGCACGGCAAAUGGAUGCGCCGUUUGGCGUUCAAAAGGUUAGCGCGUGCCGGCCUUUUUGGUGCAGUACCUACAGUUUAAUAUGUUCUUACCUACUGCUUAAGGCCAUAGAGAUGAUGAUAGAUAAAUAAUAAAUAGCGUUCUGAAGCUUUUUUUUUGCGCCUCCGGUUUGCGGUUUCUAAUACAAUGGAAUCCCAAACUAAUAGUUCAGCUUGCAAACUAUAAACCAUAGUUUCGUAGCGUGUGCCGCUGUGGGAAGUUAAAAUUUUAUAAGUACUCCACUAACUCUAAAGUAUGAAAUAACAAGUAGGUUAUUUUCUCUCGAGCAUGAACAGUUUUAUUAGAACAAAAUCAAAAUGUGAAAUACCCUAGUUUAAUGCAAUGCAAUAUGCAAUAAGGAAAGGCAUUUCAUACUGUUGUUUUUAGAUGUUUUCACUGUUGGCUAAUUGUUAAUUUUUACUUAUUUUUUAAGACAUAUAAAAUGUAAUGUGCCUUCUAAAUGUGUCUUCGUGCUCCGUGCAAAACUUUGUUCAUGGAUCAUGGAGCACUUAUUUUUAUAGUAUGUACCUAUCUAAAAAAUAUAUAUUUUUAUACAACUGUUCCUCAUUAUUCCAUAUCUUUGAAAUAUAUCGGUACAAAGUACCUACCAAUAUGUUUUAAUUGGGUUAUUUGGUUUAAUAUGGUUAUAAUGUAAGACUGAAUGUUAUAAGACCAUACCUACAUAUUUGUGUCGCUUAACUUCAAACUCGGAUAAAUCCAUUCGACCUCAGCAUCCUACCGUACCCUAUCAACACAGGUGGAUUUACCCGAGUUUAAAGUUAAGCUACUUAUUUGUACGUUUGAUAUGCGCUUGUGAAGCUUG